Messenger RNA from Pogonomyrmex barbatus (red harvester ant), 641 nucleotides. RefSeq lists its product as uncharacterized. Lineage: Eukaryota; Metazoa; Arthropoda; Insecta; Hymenoptera; Formicidae. The record is from RefSeq and is a predicted model, not a curated record.
AAAUUGUGGAUAUGAGGAAAGUGCCGAGUAAACGAAGUCUCGCGAAGCUUCCACGCUCGCGACUGCCACAGAAGCCAUAUGGCUUUUGCUGCGAGGAAAAAGAUCAGGACCCUGAAAAACGCUACGACAUGCGGAACCCGCCAUUUGCAUCGUCCUUGACGGACGUGAUUCUGGACGGUGGCGGACCCGGGGUGAAAUUUCGCGUUCAGGACAUCAGUCCGUCGCCGCGUCCCAUUCAACGCAGAAUGCUCGAGAUCAAGGGCAGAGCUUACCUGGGACACUGCAAGCGAUGUCGGGGACCCCUGCGAUGGUACCUCGAGGACGAAAUUGCGCUCGCGCGCGAAUUCCUCGCGAAGGAGAAACGAGACAAUUACAACGCGAUUGUAAAAAGGAAUUUAAUGAUUGCCAAACGGAAGGGUGAUACUUCACACCUUUAGAAUGCAAAGCGAACUGUUUCUUGACUUUUUUCAUGCAUUUUAUGAAAGAGCUCUGGCUCGUAUUUUGAAUUCUUUUAUCGAUAAAAGUGAUUUAAAAGUGUUCUUAAAAUUAGUUCACAGAAGUCACAGAAGGCUUACAAAUCACUUUUAGAAGCACUUUUAUCGAUAAAAAAAGGAUUCAAAAUAUGAAUCAUUUUUAUAAUC